AUGGUUAUCGGUCUUCUGAUUAUUGCGGGAAUUCCCACAACAAUAGGCGUCUGCGAAGCCUUGAGUGCGCAGAAAAAAGCCAAUAACGCAUCUAAAGAGAAAGCCAAGUUCCAGUUGACAGCCGCUAUAUCCCUCGAUGGAGGACCGUCGGAAGAGUGUUUUUGUGUGUUGAGAGAUGGAAGAUUAUGGAUCGACCAUCCCGACUAUCCCAUGCCAGGCCAUAGGUUUAUGGGCUACUACUUCACAUACCCCUCUGAAGAGAAGCACCUCGGCAUGGUGAGCACGAUAGCAGAUGAUCCGCCCAUGCUAAACUGGAUUUAUUGCGAUAAGGACACUGGCAUGGUCAAGCACGGCGGCCGUCAAGCUACCAUUGGGCAUACCAUCGGUCCUUGGUACUGGAGCGAUGACGAGACGUGGCUGACGCUCGAAGGGGAUACCCUACAGUUUGUUGCUGUUCAAGACGAGGAAACCCAGAGAUGGUGCGUUUACUGGGACAAGGAUAGGAAGAUCAGGGGAUCAAGCGGUAACUAUGGUGGAGAGGAAGACUAUUCAGACGAGGAAUCAGAGGAAGAAUCGGAAGAGUCAGAAGCGGAAGAUAAUUCUGAGUUUAGCGGCAGUGAAACCGGGGAACCAAGAAAGCCCAUAAAGACAUUUGAAAAGAAACCCAAAAAGGAAGCUGGAAAGAACGAGGGCCAGCAAACCGGAGGUGGAGACACCAAGGGGAAGAAGACAGAGGUGAAAACGGAGGACAAGCAGGAUAAUGGUGGGGAAGUUCCUCCUGCACUGCCGCAAGUACAGAAGCCUAUGAAAUGGGUUCCUAUCCUGCUGCGUCGUCGAAUGCAGUUAGGGAUGGAAAGCCGAUACGUCAAGGGCGCCAAUGGCUAG
Neurospora crassa OR74A is the source of this 885-nucleotide messenger RNA. RefSeq lists its product as hypothetical. NCBI's taxonomy places the organism in Eukaryota, Fungi, Ascomycota, Sordariomycetes, Sordariales, Sordariaceae. The coding region runs from base 1 to 885 and encodes 294 amino acids. The record is from RefSeq and is a predicted model, not a curated record. The transcript has 2 exons.